AUUGUAGCGUCUAAUCUGAGGCUUCAUUCCAUUCCGUCUGCUGAAUCAAGAAAGAUGAAGCUAGACGAACCAUCGGCCAUUUUGGCUGCUCGAGCGCGAUCUGUUCUUGCGCAAAUUCAGCAGCAAGCUUCAGUCACACGGGCCUUGCUGAUUGGAUUCCUCAUCUACCUGAUAAUAAACCGGAUACAGUACAUUCGAAAAACACCCAAGGUGGCCUCUGUCGGCUUCCCACCAAUCCCGUUCAUCGACUCAUACGUGGCAGCCAUCCGGUUUCUCCUCAACCCCGUCAAGCUUGUCAAAGAAGGAUCAGCCAAGUCGAAGAACGGCAUGUUUCGAAUCGCUACCCUACAAGGGGAGUACGUUCUGGUCACAGACCGCCGCAAGGUCGCAGAGUACAUUAAGGCGCCUGACAGUGUGCUCAACAUGCAAGAUGGUUCGAACGAUCAACAACAAAUUCCCUAUACUAUGGGUUACGGCGUUGGCUACAGAACGUAUCACACAUCCGUCGUCCGAGGAGUUUUGACAAAAGAGCUGGGAAUAAACACUCCAAAGAUGCUAAAUGAAGCUUCUUUGGCCCUGGACGACUUGAUCGGCUCGCCUGAAGACUAUACGCCCAUCGGCCUCUACGACAUACUCGCCAUGACCGUGGCACGUGUUAGCAGUAGGGUUUAUGUCGGAACUGAGUUCUGCCGUAACCAAGAAUACUUGAAAAACGCAGCAGACUAUGCCCAAGCUGUGGUUAUCUCAGCCGAAAUUCUUCGCCUAUUCCCAGAGUUCAUGAAGAGUUUUGUCACUCAGCUGCUCCCUGUCAUGAAAUAUCGACGCACCGGCGCCAAGUUUCUACAUCAAUACAUUCAAGAUCGUCUAGACGGUAAGCUUGACGAGGAUGGACAGAAGCCGCACGAUCUCGUCCAGUGGCUCAUCGAUGCCGCACCCCCCGUGGAGAAGACUGUCCCGCAGUUGGCAGAGCGUGUGAUGGCUCUGAAUGUGGCCUCGAUUCACACCACGACAAUGGUAUUCUCAGGUGCCCUAUACUCUCUGGCCAUGGAACCAGAGAGGUAUCUCGAGCCCCUUCGACAAGAAGUCCUCGACAACCUUGAAGAUGAUGAAAUCACUCCGGCUAUGUUGGGAAAGCUCCACAAAAUGGAUAGUUUUCUACGAGAAUCUGGUCGAUUUAACAACGCUGGUCUAAUGGCAAUGCAGAGGAACGUAAAACGAGAGUUUCGCUUCUCCGACGGAACUGUGCUGCCUCCCGGCAGCAAGGUCGGUGCCCCGAGUUUUAUUCUACACCGAGACCCCGAAGUGUAUGACGACCCGGAAAUCUUUGACGGGUUUCGAUUUAUUGGAUCCAAGUAUCAAGACUCAAAAGAAACUCUGGUAGUCAACACGACCAACAACUACCACGUGUUCGGUCAUGGAAGGCAUCCAUGUCCUGGUCGUUUCUUUGCCGUCCACGAGAUGAAACUUAUUUUCUGUUUGCUGUUGCUGAAGUAUGACAUCAAGCUUGCACCGGGUGAUGUGCCCCGUGGCAUUUUUAUCGCUACAAUGGCUAUCCCUGAUACGAGAUUGAAGGUUCAGUUCAAGGCUAGAAAGGAGUGA
Messenger RNA from Clonostachys solani, 1599 nucleotides. The record is from the annotation of a GenBank genome assembly. NCBI's taxonomy places the organism in Eukaryota, Fungi, Ascomycota, Sordariomycetes, Hypocreales, Bionectriaceae.